AUGGACUAUUUUGGAGGAGACCCGUGCCUGCUCCCUCCUGUUGCAUGCAAUGCACAAGGCUACGUGACUCGAUUAAUCCUGGCCUCGUUUGUCCCGCAUAUUAACGGCACCUUAAGCCCCUACAUCCGCUUCUUCCCAUACCUGCAAGAACUGAGGCUAAACGACAACAAUAUGACAGGUGAAGUGCCAUGGGACGCACUGGGCGAGCUGAAGGAUCUGAGGGUGUUGGAUUUGAGCAACAACUCGUUCAUAGGAGGAGUGAAGGCUGUUGGUAGCCUGCCACGCGUUGUUGACCUGCGGUUGCAGAACAAUCGACUGUCUGGUACCGUGCCUGCUGCAUUCAAGGACAAGACAUGUGAUCCGUUUUCGGGCAAUUCCAAUCUUUUCUGCCCGCCAGACUUUGCCUCUGCAGCGCAAACCAUCCCGGCAACAGUGCCAGAGGCUCCACCUUCCUCCUCCUCCAUCUGGCCAAUCAUUGUCGGGAUUGUGGCUGGCGUCGUUUGUCUUGUUCUGUUCCUAGCUGCUGCAUGGUGGUGGUGGCGGCAGCGGCGGCAGCGGAAGGAGAGAAUCGAGGGAGGCGAAGAGGGAUCGGAGAAGGACGAUAUCAAUGACCCGUUGCAUGAGGAGAUCCUGGGCCAAUUGCAGCAGCUGCAGCGGUUUCGCCUGGAGGACCUUCGCAAGGCAACGAGUGGGUUCAGCAGCAGCCUGCUGCUGGGCGAGGGGGGGUACGGGCUGGUGUACCGAGGGAGCCUCAGGGAUGGCAAGCAGGUGGCAAUCAAGCUGCUCAAGAAAGAGAGGCGGGGCAGCGAGGAGGCAUUCAUAAACGAGGUGAAUGCCAUCAGUGGCGCCGUGCACCGCAACCUGCUGCGCCUGGAGGGCUUCUGCGUGGAGAGGGGCGAGCGGGCGCUGGUGUUCCCCUUCCUGCCGCAUGGUUCCGUUGCUGACUACCUCAAAGGUGGCAAAAUGAGAGACGACAAAACACCGCUGACGUGGAAGCACAGGAGGAAGAUCGUUCUGGGGAUAGCAGAGGGGCUGGCAUACAUGCACACUGACUGCACUCCGAGACUCAUUCACUGCGAUAUGAAGGCCGAGAAUGUGCUGCUAUCGGAGGACAACGACCCGGUCAUUUGCGACUUUGGCCUGUCAAAGCUGGUGGAAGUCGACGUAAUACCCUCAACUGCCAGGGGAAACAGACCCAGUGCAGCAGUGCGGGGAACUUUAGGGCACCUCGCUCCAGAGCUCUACAAUACUGGCAAGUGGUCGGAGAAGACUGACGUGUUCGGCUUCGGCGUGCUGCUAGUGGAGCUGGUUGCUGGCUGCAGCGUUUUCGACCUGCCCAUGAGCAAAAGGUGGGUGAGAGAUGGGGCAAGGGAGAUGCAGCAGGGGCAUGUGGCGACGCUGGUGGACGUGCAAAUCCGAUCCCACCCCUCCAACUGCGACCCUUUGGAAGUCUUCCUGCAGGUGGCUCUGCUCUGUCUGCAGCAGUCCCCUUCAGACCGGCCCACCAUGAGCGAGUUUAUGUUUCCUCCCGCCACUCAUGCUCCUCCUACCACUCAACAGGCUUUGCUGUAUCUUUCAAAAAGUCAAGUUUCAGUUGGCAUAUGA
Molecule: messenger RNA, 1605 nt
Organism: Closterium sp. Naga37s-1
Lineage: Eukaryota; Viridiplantae; Streptophyta; Zygnematophyceae; Desmidiales; Closteriaceae
Source: the annotation of a GenBank genome assembly